Molecule: messenger RNA, 1724 nt
Organism: Labrus bergylta (ballan wrasse)
Lineage: Eukaryota; Metazoa; Chordata; Actinopteri; Labriformes; Labridae
Gene: chchd4a
Product: coiled-coil-helix-coiled-coil-helix domain containing 4a
Biological process (GO): protein import into mitochondrial intermembrane space
Cellular component (GO): mitochondrial intermembrane space
Molecular function (GO): protein-disulfide reductase activity
Source: RefSeq, a predicted model, not a curated record
AUCGUGCGCCUACAUGUGGACACAGGUCAGACGGGGGUAUCGGCUGUUGGACGCCGGCUAGCUUGUCAAAUGAGACCUGUGAGCUGUUGUUGAGUGUUUUCUUUCAUAGCUGACAUCUUUCAUCACAGAGGACGCGGCACGACCGACAGAACAUCGGCAGACAUGUCUUACUGCAGGCAAGAGGGGAAAGAUCGGAUAAUCUUUGUUACCAAGGAAGAUCAUGAGACACCUAGCAAUGCUGAGCUCAUUGCAGAGGACCCUGAUGAUCCUUAUGAGGAACAGGGCCUGAUCCUGCCAAAUGGAGACAUCAACUGGAACUGCCCGUGUCUGGGCGGCAUGGCAAGUGGACCUUGUGGUUCUCAGUUCAAGGAGGCCUUUUCUUGCUUCCACUACAGUAAGGAAGAGGUGAAGGGCUCUGAGUGCAUCGACAACUUCCGUAACAUGCAAGAGUGCAUGCAGAGGUACCCCGAGCUUUAUCCUCAGGAGGAAGAAAAAGAAAGUUCUCCACAGGCAGAAUCUGAUUCUGGGUCUGCUUCUGCUGCCCCGUCUGAAAGUUCUACCUUAACCCCUGAAACUGACUCUACCCCAGGUCCUGACAACACGUUACCUACUGACAACCAGACUGUCAGCUAAUGUCAGUUUGUUGUCAUCCAGGCCCUUGUCCUCUGUGUGAAAGCACUGCCCAGCAUAUGUCACCCUCCUCUGGGAGAUCUGAUUGGUCUCUUCUUCUGUUAAAGCCUGCAGAGGGGGAUUUACCAACCUAGCUCUGACACUCACUGUCAAUAUGUACAGGCCAUCAGAGAAGGACUCCAGGAAUGCAGAGUAAAGACCUACACAUGAAUAAAAGUAAAGGCUACUUCAUUUGCUAAGCGCUCUAAUCAUUUAAUAUUCUUAUUUAAGGAUGACCGAUCAAGCUGUUUGCUGCAGGGACAUUAGCUAAUAGAUUCAUUCUAUAUGCAAUAUGCAUUUUUUCAUGUCAAUCAGAAGAGCCUAAUUGUGUGUUGUCCUGUUGAUGUCACUGUUCAAGGAUGUCACUUGCACUGAUGAUAGAAAAUAAUUAUAUAUAUAUAUACAAGACAGUAAACUAGAACCUGAUUGACUAAUGUGAGCAAUGCUCAGCCUAUCCUAGAAAUAUACAGAACCUCAAGUCUAUGCAGUUUGACUAUUCAUUAACUUAAUCAAGGACUUAGUCCCUUUUUCCAUCUCUUGAGGGACCAAAACUCACAGACUUGUUAAAAAAAACAGGGCAACUAUUAUAGCGUCCAUUCAUACACAUUAAAAUGAUACAUACAGGGAAGUGAGUUGUAUGGCACUUGUAGAGCCUCGUGAUCUCCAGCUACUAUUCAUCUAUUGCCAUAUGAGCACUGGUCAUCGUUUUAGAACUGACUCCAUAUCCGGCCUUAAGGUGGUUUUUCAUAUUUCACUGCAUCACUGAUUUUGCUGUCUUAACACUGUCUGGUAGAUCUGUGGUCACCAAUGUCAUUCAGGCUUUAAAAGACUUGGGUUUGAUUUUCUCAAACAUGCAGAUUAAAAUAAUCAUUGGACAGUUUCAGCUUACUGUUUUUUUGUCCUGUGCUUGUUUAAGUGCAAAACUUUUAUGUCUGAUUUUUCCUUGGUUUCAUGUGAAGUAAGAAUUGACAAAAACAGCUCACUGUAUAGGAAAGAACUACUUCAAAGUUAUUCCUGAGUUACAUUGCUAAUAAAAAUGGAGAUAAAACAUUGAA